This is a messenger RNA of Cavenderia fasciculata, 1266 nucleotides long. RefSeq names its product mitochondrial matrix Mmp37 family protein. Gene Ontology annotation, cellular component: mitochondrion. Lineage: Eukaryota; Evosea; Eumycetozoa; Acytosteliales; Cavenderiaceae. Bases 1 to 1266 code for a protein of 421 amino acids. The transcript is spliced from 3 exons. The record is from RefSeq and is a predicted model, not a curated record. Gene Ontology annotation, biological process: cardiolipin biosynthetic process; CDP-diacylglycerol biosynthetic process. Gene Ontology annotation, molecular function: phosphatidate cytidylyltransferase activity.
AUGUCGGCUACAUCUACUCUUACGACUAUUCGAUCGAUAAGUAUUGCACAACGAUCGUCGGUAGUAUCUUUAGUAAAAGCAUCAACUACUACUACUACAACUACUACUACUUCUACUCGUCAACCAUGGUGUAGUAAACUACAAUCAAUAAGAUCAUAUUCUACAGAUACUUCAACUCAACAAACAUUGACAUCAACUAAUACAAAUAGAAAUGAAGAUAUAAAUAACAAGAUAAAGAUGAUAAUGGAACAAUUCCCAAAGAUUAAAUAUGGGUUUGCAUAUGGAUCAGGUGUCAUUGCUCAAAAGGGUUAUGAUGUGCAAGAUAAACAAAUACAACAACAACAACGACAACAACAACCAACAACAGAAGAGUUAUCACCAAUGAUAGAUAUGGUGUUUGCAGUUGACAAUGCAAAUGAUUGGCAUAAAGAAAACUUGGAGAGAAAUUGGUCACACUAUUCAUUCCUUGCCUAUGGAGGUCCAAAGCUAAUCAGUUUUGUUCAACGUACUUCUGCUAAAGUUUAUUAUAAUACUUUAUUAUCUUUUAAUGGUGUUAGAUAUAAAUAUGGAGUAAUAGAAUAUAAAGAUUUAAAGAGUGAUUUAAUCAAUUGGGAUAGUUUAUAUGUAUCUGGUAGAAUGAUGAAACCAAUUUUAAAUCUACCUGGAUUGGAAGAAGAAGAAGCAAUCAAGGAAAUAGAACAUUUCAAUAGGAAUGCAAAUCUAUGUUAUGCUAUUAGUUGUUCUUUGAUGAUGUUACCAGAACAAUUUACAGAAUACGAUUUUUAUCAUACUAUUUGUUCAAUCUCUUAUAUGGGUGAUAUUAGAAUGAAGGGUGGAGAGAAUCCAAACAAAGUUCAUAAUCUAGUGGUUGACAAUCUCGUCCAAUUUAGAGAAAUCUAUCAACCCAUUGUAAAAGAACAUUUCUCUUCAAUCAUUCAAAUCACUUUUAAUAAUCAAACUAAUCAAUUUGAUUUUAAGGCAUCACAUUCACAACAUGAUUUAUUUGAAUUAACUAAUCAUUUACCACCAAUUAUUAGAUCAUAUGUAUUAAAAACAAUGAGGAAAUCAAUAAGAUUACUUGAUCCAACCACUCAACAAUCAACAGAUAGUCAACAAAGAGUCAUACAACCAAACAAUAUAAAAGAAAUAAUUUCAAAAAUAGUUGGCAAGAGUAGUUUUAAUCAAUCAUUUAAAGGUGUUUUCACAGCUGGAUUUACAAAAUCACUAGAAUAUUUAAAAUUGAAAUUAAUCUCUAAAAAGAAAUAA